This is a messenger RNA of Lachancea thermotolerans CBS 6340, 1686 nucleotides long. Its product is annotated as alpha-keto acid decarboxylase family protein. The record is from RefSeq and is a predicted model, not a curated record. The coding region runs from base 1 to 1686 and encodes 561 amino acids. NCBI's taxonomy places the organism in Eukaryota, Fungi, Ascomycota, Saccharomycetes, Saccharomycetales, Saccharomycetaceae. Gene Ontology annotation, molecular function: thiamine pyrophosphate binding; carboxy-lyase activity; magnesium ion binding. The transcript has a single exon.
AUGACUACUGUGGGUAACUACUUGGCAACAAGACUUGUACAAGCUGGGAUCAAAAACCACUUUACAGUUCCUGGUGACUAUAACCUUGUAUUACUUGAUAAGCUCCAAGAACACCCCGAGCUUGAAGAAGUCAACUGCUGUAAUGAGCUUAACUGCUCUUUUGCUGCUGAGGGCUAUGCAAGAACAAAAGGGAUUGCAGCUGUUGUCGUUACGUUUAGUGUCGGUGCCUUUUCAGCUUUUAAUGGUAUUGGAAGUGCUUAUGGCGAAAACUUGCCUGUGAUCUUGAUUAGUGGCUCUCCCAACACUAAUGAUAGCAGCGAUCACCGCUUGCUACACCACACAAUCGGAACCCAUAACUAUGACUAUCAAUAUGAGAUGGCAAAACAGAUAACUUGCGCUGCUGUUCAAAUCAAGUAUCCUGAAGACGCGCCAAGUUUGAUAGACUACGCGAUUAGAGAAUGCCUGGCAAAGAAAAAGCCAUGCUACAUUGAAGUCCCCACAAACAUGGCGUCUGCAAUUUGUGCACCUCCAGGGCCAAUUAGUAGUUUGGUAAACUCAGUUCCGACUCCUAAAGAUGUUCUAUCGCAGGCUGUCAAUGCGUCGGUCGAUUUCAUUAAUAGCCAUUUAAAACCAACAUUACUUGCUGGCCCGAAGUUGAAAUGUGCUGAUGCUCAAAAGGCUUUCUUACGUCUUGCUGAAGCACUGAAAUGUGCAGUAGCUGUGCAACCUGCUGCAAAGUCAAUGUUUCCCGAGGACCAUCCACAGUUUGCCGGCGUAUACUGGGGACAAGUGAGCACCAAAAAGGCUGACGCUAUACUCGAGUGGUCUGACUUAACCAUUUGCGCAGGCUGUAUCUUCACAGACUACAGCACUACCGGAUGGACUGCACUUCAACCCUCUAGCCACCGACUUGAAGCAGAUGCUGAUAACGUAAGAUUUCCCGGCCACUCCUUUGACCAAAUUGGACUUGCGAAUUUUUUAAAUGUCCUUGCUGAAAGAGUUUCAGAAAAUGAUAAAAGUUUAAUCGAGUACAACCGUCUCCGUCAGUCUCCUCCCUUGAUUAAGGCGGCGGACCCCAAAGCUGCUAUUACCAGAAAAGAGAUGGCAAGGCAAAUUCAACAGUUGAUCACACCUAAAACUACCUUAUUUGCUGAAACAGGGGAUUCUUGGUUCAAUGGUGUUCAGAUGGAUCUCCCAAAAGGUGCACUAUUUGAAGUUGAAAUGCAGUGGGGACACAUCGGCUGGUCAGUUCCUGCAAGCUUGGGAUAUGCAGUCGGUGCGCCAGAUAGGAGAAUCAUCACCAUGGUGGGAGAUGGAUCUUUUCAAAUGACGGCCCAAGAAGUUUCCUUGAUGGUUCGUUUGAGAAAACCUAUCAUUAUUUUUUUGAUCAACAACUAUGGGUACACAAUUGAAGUUGAGAUUCAUGACGGUCCCUAUAACAAUAUCAAAAACUGGAAUUAUGCUGCUCUCAUGGAAGUAUUCAAUGCGAAUGAAGGUAGUGGCAAAGGUUUCAAAGCCCGUACAGGAGGUGAACUUGCAGAUGCUAUUGAAAAAGCUCAGGCAAAUGUUAGUGGCCCAACAUUGAUUGAAAUUCAAAUUAACAGAGAUGAUUGUACAAACGAACUCAUCACAUGGGGUCACUUUGUUGCCCUCGCAAACGCGCGUCCCCCGAAGAAAACGACUUAA